Molecule: messenger RNA, 3099 nt
Organism: Nerophis lumbriciformis (worm pipefish)
Lineage: Eukaryota; Metazoa; Chordata; Actinopteri; Syngnathiformes; Syngnathidae
Source: RefSeq, a predicted model, not a curated record
UGUUUAAGGUUUGCAAGUGCACUUGUUUACUUCCCACCCUCGGCGAUGAUUGUGUUUUUAAUUGCCCUGUGCAUCGCGGAUGGAGCGCUCGCCCAAAUCCGCUACUCUGUACCGGAGGAAGCUGACCAUGGCACCUUGGUGGGAAAUAUCGCCGAGGACCUGGGACUGGACCUUACUAAACUGGCAUCCCGCCAUUUCCAAGUGGUGCCCAGUUCUCGCACACCUUAUCUGGAGGUGAACAUGGAAAACGGCGUCCUGUUUGUGAACGAGAAAAUUGACAGAGAGCAGAUAUGCAAGCAGAGCGCAAGCUGCCAGCUCAACAUGGAGGUGUUUUUGGAGAACCCGCUGGAGCUUUUCCGAGUCGAGAUAGAAGUAGUGGACAUCAACGACAACCCGCCUAGCUUCCCCGAAACGGACAUCAUGGUGGAAAUUUCCGAAAGCGCGACUCCCGGGACGCGUUUCCCGCUGGAAAGCGCGUUCGACCAGGACGUGGGUUCCAAUUCCUUGCGCACGUAUGAUAUCACCACCAACAACUACUUUUACCUGGACGUGCAGACUCAAACAGACGGGAACAAAUUCGCUGAGCUAGUGCUGGAGAAGCCCCUGGACAGAGAGCAGCAGGCGGCUCACAGGUACGUGUUGACAGCGGUGGACGGCGGCCAACCUCCCCGGACAGGCACCGCUCUCUUAGUGGUUAAAGUGCUCGACUCCAACGAUAACGUGCCUGUGUUUGAGCAACCAGUUUACUCCGUAACACUCUCUGAAAACGCACCAGCCGGCACGCUGGUUAUCCAACUAAACGCCACUGACAUGGACGAGGGACUUAACGGCGAAAUAGCUUAUUCUUUUAGUAACCACAUCUCCAACCGUGUUAAAGAAAUCUUCAGCAUACAUCAGCGCACGGGUCGCAUCGAAGUGCGAGGAGAGCUGGAUUUUGAGGAGAGCAGCCUGUACCAAAUUUUUGUCCAAGCCAAGGAUAUGGGGCCGAACGCCGUGCCUGCGCAUUGCAAGGUGCUCGUCACAGUCAUGGACGUGAAUGACAAUGCACCAGAAAUCACCUUCAGCACUGUUACAGAGUCUGUAAGUGAAAAUGCGGCCCCUGGCACUGUCAUCGCCUUGCUGAGUGUGACAGACUUGGAUGCUGGGGAGAAUGGACAAAUGAACGUGGAAAUCCUAGGAGAAGUCCCCUUUAAAUUAAAAUCAUCAUUUAGGAAUUAUUUCACCAUUGUGACAGACGGGCUGUUGAAUAGGGAGCAGGCAGACUCUUAUUCAGUGACUGUAGUCGCGAGGGAUAAAGGAUCACCUUCUCUUGCCACAAGCAAGUCCAUUAAAGUCCGAGUGUCAGAUGAAAAUGACAACGCCCCCACAUUUACGCAAGCCACAUAUGAUGUAUACGUGACUGAAAAUAAUGUGCCAGGGGCGUAUAUACACGCCGUGACCGCUUUGGAUCCUGACAUAGGGCAGAAUGCGCUCAUCACUUAUUCCAUAUUAGAAUGCAACAUCCAAGGCAUGUCAGUGAAAACAUAUGUGUCAAUUAAUGAGGAGACAGGGUACUUAUAUGCGCUCAGGUCUUUUGACUAUGAACAACUGAAGGAUUUCACUUUUGUGGUCCAAGCUAAAGACGCGGGCACCCCUGAGCUCUCCACUAAUGCCACUGUUAAAGUUAUCAUUGUGGACCAGAAUGACAACACCCCACUGGUAUUAGCCCCUGUGGGGAAGAACGGCACGGCGAAAGAACCUCUCCCUCGCUCAGCUGAGCCCGGUUACUUGGUGACGCGCAUUGUGGCAAUGGAUGCCGACGAUGGCGAGAACGCCAGGCUUUCCUACAGCAUUCAAAGGGGCAAUGAGAAUGGAAUGUUCAGGAUGGAUUGGCGGACAGGCGAACUCCGUACGGCGAGACGAGUGUCCCCUAAACGAGACCCUCAUCAGUUGUACGACCUGCUGAUAGAGGUGAGGGACCACGGUCAGCCUCCGCUGUCCUCUAGUGCUAGCAUACUGGUGGUGUUGGUGGACAGCGUGGCACAGGGUCGCGGCACCGGGGACCGAGGAAGUGCUUUUAAAGCUAAAGACAGCACGCUGAACCUCACGCUCAUCAUCAUCAUCGCCUUGGUCUCUGUCUCCUUGAUAUUCCUCCUGGUAAUGAUUGUGCUGGCCGUGCGUUGCCAGAAGGACAAAAAGGUCAACAUUUACACUUGCCUGACCAGCGACUAUUGCUUGGGCUGUAGCUCCUGUUGCUCACGACAAGGCCGGGCCCGCAAGAAAAAGCUGACCAAAUCUGAUAUUAUGCUUGUGCAAAGCGCUGUGAAUGUCACUGGGACAGGUACAGCUCAAGUCCCUGUGGAGGAGUCAGGCAGUUUUGGCUCACACCACCAAAAUCAGAAUUAUUGUUACCAGGUAUGUCUGACUCCUGAGUCUGCUAAAACUGACCUCAUGUUCCUAAAGCCGUGUAGUCCGUCUAGGAGCGCAGACACGGACCACAACCCAUGUGGAGCCAUAGUAACAGGGUACACAGACCAACAGCCUGACAUCAUAUCAAAUGGCAGUAUAUUAUCAAAUGAGACCAAACAUCAGCGAGUAGAGUUAAGCUACAUGGUUGACAGGCAAAGACGUGUCAAUAGCUCAGCAUUCCAGGAGGCAGAUAUGGUCAGCUCCAAAGACAGUGGCCAUGGAGACAGUGAGCAAGGAGAUAGUGACCAUGAUGCCACAAAUAGAGGCCUUUCUUCUGGUGCGGAUCUGUUCUCUAACUGCACAGAGGAGUGCAAAGCCUUGGGGCACUCCGAUCGUUGCUGGAUGCCAAGCUUCAUGCCCACUGAUGGGCGGCAGGCCCCAGACUACCGCAGCAACCUCCAUGUGCCUGGUAUGGACUCAGUUCCGGACACAGAGGUAUUUCAAAAUUCUGAGCAAAUGGCCGAUAUGUCAUUCUUCACCUUCGGCAAGGAGACACCUGUCAAUCACCAAUACAUAUAUCAUCACCAUCAUGGUCUCCACAACCAUCACCUCAGCCACAACCAUCAUGGAAUCCCAGAGAGGAAAGAGUUUGAUGCAUUUCUGCCUAGCUCAAAAUCACCUUAUACCUCAGCAUAUAUAACACGUCGCCAG